Messenger RNA from Panonychus citri (citrus red mite), 4306 nucleotides. Its product is annotated as probable ATP-dependent DNA helicase HFM1. NCBI's taxonomy places the organism in Eukaryota, Metazoa, Arthropoda, Arachnida, Trombidiformes, Tetranychidae. The transcript has a single exon. The record is from RefSeq and is a predicted model, not a curated record. The coding region runs from base 487 to 4263 and encodes 1258 amino acids. Gene Ontology annotation, molecular function: nucleic acid binding; ATP binding.
UCUUCUCUUUCUUUUCAUCUUCCAUCAUCUCUUGUUUUUACAAGUUCGUCUUUUGUAUUAUUAUUGACAAGUGAACUGAAUCAAUUUGAUAAACGGUUCCCAAAGAUCAUCAUCUUCAUCAUCAUUGACCAGCAUCUAAAUAAGAAAAGUCCAACCAACAGAAGAAUAGGAAAACUGAUCAGGGUAUCAGACAAAAAUGGUAAAAUCAUCCAAUUUAUUGAUUGCAAUUCGUUUAUCAUCAAGUUGAAAUUAAAUUUUCUCUUUUUCGAUUUUCAUUUUCAUCAUUUUCGAAUUAACCCUUUUGAACUUGGCGCUUUUCGAUGUGGGCGUUGACUUAUUUUCACUUUUGUUCUUUUCUUUUUAAAAUUUUGGCGUAAUUAUUGAAUUCUUUUUGUUUCUUCAUCUGAGUUUUUGUUAAUUACGAUUGUUACGUUUGAUUAAUUAGAAGUUUAUUUUUGUUUGUUUUGUUUCCUUGUUAAUCUAAUUAUGGAUGGUAAGCCUUCCAAAUGGUCAAUUUUUGUGGAUCCCCAAUCAACCGGUGGAUCAAAUCGUACAUUGAAAUCUUUCUUUCCCGCUACAAAGUAUCAAUCCUCAAAUGGACCUUAUGGUAAAUCGGUUGAUUCUUCUAGGAAAGAAAUUCAAUUUAAUGAUAAAGAUUCUCGGAGUCCAUUUUUUGAUUUGGCUAAAUAUCGAUCAGAGAAAGAGAAUAGAGAAGAAAAAGACAAUGAUAAAUUGUUAGAUGAUAUUUUACUUUCUCUUAAAACUAAACGACGUUCUCUCAAUUUUGACAAUCAUCAUGAGACUCCGAAAAAACCUCGAUUCAUGCCAAUCAAUCCACUUGUGGAAUCGAGACCAUCUACAAGUCGAAAUUUAUCUUCAUCAUUUACUCCUGUUGAACCAGAAUUUAAGCCUAAAUUUAAGCCUGAAUUUCAAGAAGAAUCGGAGAUAUUUAACAUGGCUGUUGAGGGUUUAAGCUUUAGUCAAGCAUUAGAAGAAGAAGAGGAGGAGGAAGAAAAAGAAGUAAAGAAGGAAGAUGAAACCAGAAAACCCAUUAAUCUGUUAACAUGUUUCCGUGACGAAGUAAAACCCGAAAAAUCUAAACCUCCAACUCAAAAGAUAACUGACAAUCCAUUAGAUGAUUUGAAUAAUUUAUUUGAUCUUGAUGAUAACGAUGAAUUUGAUGAAUUUGAUACCGAGGAAGAACUGAGAAAAGAAAAGGCUGGUAAAUUUGAAAAGUUUGAAAUGGUUGAACCAGUGAAACCAAUUAUAGACAAUUACCAACCUGAUGAGGUGAAUAAUAUUGACAUGUAUUCACUAAUCAAUGUGAGUCCAAUAAAAAGGAUAACCGUUGAAAUUGCCAGCCGUCAACUUCCAAAGGAUUUAAUUCCUGUUGAAAGGAUACCUGAAGCCUAUCGAUCUGUUUUCUCUGCUUAUAAGCAGUUCAACAUUGCACAAAGUAAAAUCUUCAAUGAUGCUUUUAACACUAGUAAAACUAUGGUCAUUUCAGCCCCAACAGGCUCCGGUAAAACAGCUAUAUUUGAACUUGCCAUCGUUCGAAUGCUUUAUUUAGCUGAACUUGCCCAACUUGCUUCAUCAUUUAAAGUUGUUUACAUUGCUCCGCUUAAAACUCUUUGCCAUGAGCGUUACCUUGAUUGGCACAAAAAGUUCAAUGAUCUAGGGUUGGGCUGUGUCGAGAUGACUAGUGACUCUGAAGAUGCUCACUAUCGUUUAUUAACCCACUGUUCCCUUAUCUUUGCAACACCCGAGAAAUGGGAUAACCUGGUUCGAUUUGCUGGAUUUGAUAGAAUAGUAAAAUCUAUAAAGCUAAUUCUAAUUGACGAAGUUCACCUUUUAAAUGAUAAAAAUCGUGGACCCAAAUUGGAAGCUAUCAUCACACGAUUUAAAGCUCUUCAAAGGCGUGAGAUUGGUAAUGAGCUUGACUUUCGUUUCAUAGCUGUUUCAGCGACCGCUCCAAACACAGAUGAUAUGGCUCAAUGGUUAGGAGAUGAUAUCAAUGGAGCUGUUUGUUACAAUUUGGAUGAUAGAUUUCGUUCUGUUAAAUUGACCAAAAAAGUAUUUGGUUACAAUUGUCCAGACUCGGUGAAUGACUUUUUCUUCAUACAAAAGCUUAAUUACAAGUUACCAUCUAUAAUUAAAGAGUUUUCCAAAGGUCGACCAACACUGAUAUUUGUUUGUACUCGGAGAGAUUGUCAAACAACUGCUGAAUUCCUUGCCAAAGAGUCAGCAUACUGUUGCCGACCCGAGCAAAAAAAUACCAUGUACAUCCUUGCUAAGAGUUUGGGUGACAAUAAACUGAAAGCAACCCUCCUCAAAGGAAUUGGCUUUCACCAUGCUGGCCUUACCCCCGAUGAUCGUCAUAAACUGGAGGUUGCUUUUCUUGAUGGUGUUAUUCCUGUUUUAAUUGCUACCAGUACUUUGGCAAUGGGUGUCAACUUUCCUGCCCAUCUAGUUAUCAUCAAAGGAACCAGUCAUUAUGUCAGUGGUAGUUUUGUUGAGUAUGGUGAAUCUGAAAUUUUACAAAUGAUGGGUAGAGCCGGGAGACCACAAUUUGAUGAUCAUGGUUAUGCAAUUAUUUUAACCAAAGAUAAAAAUGAGAGUAAAUACAAAAAACUAGUCUCCGGUGAAAAAGUUAUCGAAAGUAAUAUUCAUCAAUCUUUAGCUGAAAUUUUUAUGGCUGAAAUUGAGAGACACACAAUUACAACCAUUAGUCAAGCAGUUGAAUGGGUUCAAUCAACUUUCUUUCAUAUUCGAGUGCAUAAAAAUAAGCAAAAUUAUGCACUAGAUCCAAAUUGGACGGAAGAACGGGUCGAGCAAAAAGUUCGAGAUAUUUGUGUUAAAGAAUUGAAUGGAUUGAAAAAGUAUAAACUCAUUGAAAUCGAUGGUGAAACAGGAGCUGUUAAAGCGACCGAAAUUGGUAGGAUGAUGGCUAUUAAAUCAAUAUCCUAUCAAACGAUGUGCACCUUUAUGGAGCUUAAAGGAAGUGAAAGUUUACGUGAUUUGUUAAUUGUUUUAACAAAAUGUCGAGAUAUAAAUCAAGAUGUAAACCUGAGAAAUUCGGAGAAAAAACAUUUAAAUCAAUUUAACACUCGAUCAAAGACAGAGACUAAUCGUGUGAUCCGUUUCCCUUUCUCUGGAAAGAUCAAGACCAAGGAGAUGAAAAUCAAUGUUCUCAUUCAAGCUACUCUAGGGUGUAUUCCAUUUUCAAAAGAGAGUUCAAGUCUCUUACAAGAAACUGGAAACAUAAUGAGAGUCAGUCAAAGGCUUAGUCGGUGUUUGGUUGAUGUUGCCAUGAUUAAAGCUACUAACCUGAAAUUUUUACUCAACUGCAUUAUCUUAGCUAAAUGCCUUCGAGCAGGAAUCUGGGAAAAUUCAAAAUUUGUUGCUAAACAACUUCCCAAGAUUGGACUUGAACUUUCAAGUAGAUUGGUUGAUGCUGAUUUAACAAGUUUCCAACGGAUCGAAGCAGCCGACCCUCGAACAAUUGAAAUGUUUUGCCGUCGACAUAUAACCUUUGGUGAAUUUGUUAUCAAAGAAAGUCAAAGGAUUCCAAAGUAUACAGUUACCAUUGAGAGAGCAAGAAAAACAUCGGCCAUUGGUUUCCCUCAGGCCAUAACCAUUAAAAUUCAUAUGACCAACUGGGAAAUAGUGAAAAAUGAUUCUCGAAGAAUUGAAAAUCAUGCUUGCGUCUUAUUGAUCGGCGAUCAGGAUCACAGAAUCUUGGAGAAACAACGAAUAUUUGACAGACGAUUGAUCAAAGAGAACGGUUUAUACGAAAGGUUCUUGAAUGUUCCUCCGGUAGCUUCGUCUAUUUUCAUCCACUAUAUUGACGAUUAUUACGUUGGCACUGACAUUUCAUUGGAAUAUCUUCCAAAAUAUCUAUUGACUAAUGAACAAGAAACAGUUCGUCGUAUCCAAGCAAUAAAUCAAUGUGAUAAUAUUUUCAAACCAUCACCUUCAAGGGGUAAAAAACCUCAAAAAGACACACCCGGCACAGUCCGAUUUACUGAUGAAUUAGACGAAAUUCAGUUAUCUGAAGAUGAAGAAAUUCAAAUCUUCAAACCAAAACCAAAACAAAAACCAAAACCUAAACCAAAACCAAAGCCCAAAGAACCUCAUAGCGAUGUCAUGAAAGGGAUUGAUGGUUUAUACGAAAACCAAGCGAUGAUUCCUGAACUAGAAGAUGAUUAUUCUUAUCUCAUGGAUGACGACGAUAUGGAUUUACCCACCGACUUUAAUAUCUAGUCCAAAUUUCAAAAUCAAUUAUAAAAGAGGAUCAAAUUACAUA